This is a messenger RNA of Punctularia strigosozonata HHB-11173 SS5, 1226 nucleotides long. Its product is annotated as CMGC/MAPK protein kinase. Gene Ontology annotation, cellular component: cytoplasm; nucleus. The transcript is spliced from 7 exons. Bases 1 to 1182 code for a protein of 393 amino acids. The record is from RefSeq and is a predicted model, not a curated record. Gene Ontology annotation, biological process: intracellular signal transduction; protein phosphorylation. Gene Ontology annotation, molecular function: MAP kinase activity; ATP binding. NCBI's taxonomy places the organism in Eukaryota, Fungi, Basidiomycota, Agaricomycetes, Corticiales, Punctulariaceae.
AUGUCGACUGCCACCGAUUCCAGCGCGACCGCGGUUGCGUCCAGUCAACCAACGUCGGAAAAGAAGGCCAAGCACGGCCAUGCCGCGUCCCAGGCCCAGUCCGCGCCACGCAAAGUGCGGUUCAACGUCGGCACCCAAUACCAGGUCCUCGAUGUCGUCGGCGAGGGCGCGUACGGCAUCGUCUGCUCUGCAGUCCAUCGACCAAGUGGGCGCAAAGUUGCCAUAAAGAAGAUCGCGCCCUUUGAGCACUCGAUGUUCUGUCUACGAACCCUGCGAGAACUCAAGCUGCUCAAAUUCUUGAGUGAGGCCGGCGUGAGCGAGAACAUCAUAUCAAUCCUCGAUAUCAUCAAACCACCCUCGCUGGAAGCAUUCAAGGAGGUCUAUCUUAUCCAAGAGCUGAUGGAGACGGACAUGCACCGUGUCAUCCGUACCCAGGAUCUCUCCGACGACCACGCCCAGUACUUCACGUAUCAGACCCUUCGCGCCCUCAAAGCCCUCCACUCGGCUGAUGUCAUUCACCGCGACCUCAAACCAUCAAAUCUCCUGCUCAACGCGAACUGCGAUCUCAAGGUGUGCGACUUCGGCCUCGCCCGCAGCGUGAAGACCGCCGAACCCUCGGGGACCGAGACCGGCUUCAUGACCGAAUACGUCGCCACGCGAUGGUAUCGAGCGCCCGAGAUCAUGCUGACCUUCAAGCAGUACACGAAGGCCAUCGACGUGUGGUCCGUAGGCUGCAUCCUCGCAGAGAUGCUCAGUGGCAAACCGCUCUUCCCCGGUCGCGACUACCACCAUCAACUCACCCUGAUCCUUGACGUGCUCGGCACCCCCACGCUUGAUGAGUUUUACGCAAUAACGACGCGGCGGUCUCGGGAUUACAUCCGAGCGCUCCCCUUCCGCAAGAAGCGCCCCUUCGCGCAGCUCUUCCCCAACGCCUCCAAGGAAGCGGUCGACUUCCUCACCAAGACGCUCACCUUCGACCCGAAAAAGCGCAUAACGGUUGAGGACGCUCUCGCGCAUCCGUAUCUCGAGGCCUACCACGACCCGGACGACGAGCCAGUCGCUCCUCCGCUUGACCCCGAGUUCUUCGAGUUCGAUCUUCACAAGGAUGAGAUCAGUCGAGAGCAGCUAAAGGAGCUUCUGUACGAAGAGAUCAUGACCUUCAAGCCCGUCCCCAUGACAUGAUCACUUAUGUUGCACCGUGUUGGAAUAUUGCGCUCGCGUUACAU